Clupea harengus (Atlantic herring) is the source of this 5168-nucleotide messenger RNA. RefSeq names its product protein phosphatase 2, regulatory subunit B, gamma a (gene ppp2r2ca). The record is from RefSeq and is a predicted model, not a curated record. The transcript is spliced from 9 exons. Gene Ontology annotation, cellular component: protein phosphatase type 2A complex. Gene Ontology annotation, molecular function: protein phosphatase regulator activity; protein binding. The coding region runs from base 1560 to 2906 and encodes 448 amino acids. NCBI's taxonomy places the organism in Eukaryota, Metazoa, Chordata, Actinopteri, Clupeiformes, Clupeidae.
AACUUAAAACCGCCGACAGGGGGCAGAAGUACACUAUUGAGCUGCAUUUGUAUUGUUAUACCCCAGACUAUUGAUAACAAUUCCAGACUUAUUCGGCUACUAAAUUCCAUCGCAUUUUUGUCAAAUUUAGACCAUCCAAAGAAUUGACGAAUAUGCCGUAUGUAUAUACCAAAAAAAGAAAUACAAAAAAAACAGAGUUUGUAUAAAGGCCAUUGUACUAGCAGUUAUACCUGUUUAUAUUUAAUGCCCAAUGACUGCAUUUUAUUUGUUAUAGUAAAAUCUAACAAUUAUACUGCAUGGACAUAACAUAAUACCCACUGACAGCUUUGGGGGAGAAUGCCUUCACCCUAUUUUUGUUUGCAGUCAUCUAUAUUUGAGAGUGAGAGUGUUAUAUUAAUGUCAGCUGCUUCCCCUUUGCUCUCUGCUCUCCUCCCCCCUGCUUGUCUACUCCUCUCCUAUCCUCUCUUCCCAUCUCACUCCCAUUAUCACCUGCAGUGGGAGGAGCUUGAGGAGCAGGCUGUGCCCUGACUGGCCGGGCAGGGAGGAGGCUGCUGUGACAGGGCUACUGCGCAGAAGCACCGCAGCAGCAGCAGUCCAGAAAAGACAAGCUGGCAGCAUCCUCUCUAUCUCUCUCUCUUUCUCUCCUCUUUCUCUCCCUCCCCCUUUUUUCCACCACUUUCUCUCUGUCUUUCCCUUCCACACGCUCUCACACACACAUACACACGCACACACACACGCUCUGUCACUCUGCAGCAGCAGGCUAGCGGACACACAGAGGCUGGUAGGUGGAGAGCAGGCCUUUAUUUUUUCUCUCUCUCUCUCUCUCUUUCUCGUUCUCCCUCUCUGUCUUUGCAUUUCUGCCGCAGAGAGCAGCAUCUCCAUCUCCAUCCUCCGUUCUCCUUCAAGGACUACCGCACCCUAGGAGCAUCUCCUGUUUUUGCCGGCGGAGGAGGAACUGCUGCAGCAGCAAAAGGAUUUUACCACACAGAGAGACGGACGGAUGCAUGGACACACUCACUCGCUCACUCACACACACACACGCGCGCAUACAUCAUCGCACCUUUGCUGGAAAGGCCUGCUCACUUUGCGUCUUUCCGUGGCUUGUUGCCGGGCAGUGUUGAGCUGAGCGGCGAGUGUCUUGUUUGAUUAAUGUGGAGGGUGUGAGAAGCGCUGAGCAUGUGUGUGUGUGAGUGGGUCUGAGUGUGUUUUUCGUGACGCCCGCGUGGGGCACAGCAUGGGUUUUAGGCGUCCUCUCAGGUCGGUCAGGCAUUAGUGGGGUUCUGCCUCUUUUCCUUUUUUUGCCCCCCUCUCAUCGCCUUCCUCAUUCUUCCUCCUCUGGGCGGGUGCUGCCCCCUGUUUGAUCUCUCUUUGCCCUCCACACGCCUUCUGUUCUCCUCCUCACCUCGUAUCCGUGGCUGGGCCUUUCCUAUCCCAGGAUGCCGUGCGCCAGGCCCUUUUGCUAGGCCACAGCAGCAUGGGCGGAGCUCCGGGAGGGCGAGGAAGUACGGAUUGGACGGCUCACCUCCGGACGGGCGCGCUCGGGCACCCCGCCGCUUCCGAUGGGUGAGGACGGCGAGAGCACCAAAAUCAACCACAGCUUCCUCCGAGACUACGUCACCGAAGCUGAUGUCAUAUCCACGGUGGAAUUUAACCAGACGGGGGAUCUGUUGGCGACGGGGGACAAGGGGGGGAGAGUGGUCAUCUUCCAAAGAGAGACUCAGUCAAAAGGGGAGAUUGAAGAGCUUGGUGAGUCAGGCGAGUAUAACGUCUACAGCACCUUCCAGAGCCAUGAGCCUGACUUUGACUACCUGAAGAGCUUGGAGAUCGAGGAGAAGAUCAACAAGAUCCGCUGGCUGCCACAGCAAAAUGCUGCACACUUUCUUCUCUCCACCAAUGAUAAGACUAUAAAACUAUGGAAGGUCAGCGAGCGAGACAAGAGACCCGAGGGAUACAACCUGAAGGACGAGGAGGGCAGGGUGAAAGACUUCUCCACGGUGACAUCUUUACAGGUGCCCGUGCUGAAACCCACCGACCUUAUGGUUGAGGUGCGGCCCAGACGCAUCUUCUCCAAUGGCCACACCUACCAUGUCAACUCCAUCUCCGUCAAUAGCGAUGGAGAGACAUACCUGUCUGCUGACGACCUCAGGAUCAACAUGUGGCACCUCGGCAUCACCGACCGCAGCUUCAACAUCGUGGACAUCAAGCCGGCCAACAUGGAAGACUUGACGGAGGUGAUCACGGCGGCGGAGUUCCACCCGAAGCACUGCCACCUGUUCGUCUACAGCAGCAGCAAGGGCACGCUGCGCCUCUGUGACAUGAGGGCCUCGGCUCUCUGUGACAAACACUCCAAAAUUUUUGAGGAGCCAGAGGACCCAGGCAACCGGUCCUUCUUCUCGGAGAUCAUCUCCUCGGUCUCGGAUGUCAAAUUCAGCCACAGCGGCCGCUACCUGCUCACCAGGGAUUACCUCACUGUCAAAGUGUGGGACCUGCACAUGGAGAAGGGUCCCAUCGAGACCUACCAGGUGCACGAGUACCUGAGGAGUAAGCUCUGCUCCCUGUAUGAGAACGACUGCAUCUUUGAUAAGUUUGAGUGUGUGUGGAACAGCACCGACAGUGUGAUCAUGACCGGUGCCUACAACAGCUUUUUCCGCAUGUUUGACCGCGAGACCGGCCGGGGAGUGACGUUGGAGGCGUGGCGUGAAAGCAGCAAGCCGCGGGCGGUCCUGCGCACGCGCCGUGUCUACACCGGCGGCCGACGACGCCGUGGCGACGUGGGUGUCGACAGCCUGGACUUCACCAAGAAGAUCCUGCAUAUGGCCUGGCACCCGGACGAGAACAUCAUUGCCAUCGCCGCCACCAACAACCUCUACAUUUUCCAGGACCGGGUGAACCCAGAGACUCAGUGACUUACGGCUCCGAGCGCAGGGGAGGGAGGGGGAGGGGAGUGGGAUGGGUAAGGGGGGAGGGGAGCAGAGCGGAACUCAGUCUGCCUGUAAACGCUCUCCCUUAAUGAGUCUGUAUGUCAUCAAUCGAGGAGCCAAGGACAUAUACAUGCAAUGCAAUCGUACAUAGAACGGUUAGCAGUUGGGCAAACUCCUACACACAUGUAUACAUACACACACUCAUACACACAAACACAUACAUGCAUACAUUACAGGAUUCUAGUGGAUAAGGAUCACACUGGACAGACUGGAAUGAACUUGGCAUUAAAAGGGGGGGGUGGGGGGAUAAAUACUGGAUUAUAGUGGAAUGUGUCGACUAGUUUGGUGUGACAGUGGAAGUGUUCAGUGUCUGUGAAGAAUGGACUACGCAGCUGUUGGAGCAGUCGCAUUUGGUCAAAGACUCGUCGAUUGGAUCUGGUCCUUUGCUGAAGGCAGUGUUGCAAAUGGUCGAGCUAGCUUUGGUUGAUUGGUUGAUUGAUGGCACUGCUGACAAAUCCCUGACUGCCUCGAUAUGGAAUUAGGAUCUUGUGGGGACCAUUUCUCCCUCUGUCUCUCUGUCUCUCUCUCUCUCUCUCUCUCUCUCUCUCUCUCGUACAGGGGGAUGGGGGAGGUGCAGCUGGGACCUACUCCAAAAGCGAGUCUGAUUGCCUCCCCUCCCCCCACGUACACCCUGUUGUCUUGGUUACUGAACCCGCGCGCAGCAGUCUUCCUAUCACGUGCUUCCCAAACCUUCCCACAAUGCAUUACUGCCAGCUACGCCUGCUUCGCUUCAGGUAGAACGACAAAGCAUCCUCCACCAGCGCCAGCACCAACCCCAUAGCGAGACCAUUUCACCUCUGGCAACACGGCUUCAGUGAACUACAAAAAAACUAAAUCACAAACUGUCCUGCGUUUGCUUGGUACAGUCUAAACAAAGCUUGCUGUCUUUCUCUCUCAAUGAUCGCUCCUUCAGGAACCUCACUUUGACCGAAUUCUUCAGUAUUUGCCCCAUGGCAACCACUGGGUAGUUUAUCACUCACCUCAAGUGUUCAACUCAUCUCACCUCUCUGAGGAUGUGGCGGUGGUGUUCAGUGCUUGGACCGUGGCUACGCCUCUGACUGUGCAUCAGAUGAACUGCCUUUCGCGUUGAAUAUAAAGCUGAAUGAAUGUACUUGUGGAGCACACAGUUUGCUGGUCCAUUUUUAAAACUCGUGUUAAUGAUGGUAAUGAUGAUACUAUGAUAGGGAUGUCUGUGACAAACUGCUUUGUCCAUGAAGAAAAAAGAAUUGUGAUUAUGUUUUUAGUCCUCACUUUUCUUUGGCUCGCUGGUCUGUCUCUGGUCUUUGGCGCUGUCUCUCUUGUCCUUUUACUGCUCUCUUUCACACAAUGUCAGAAUCAGCCUCCAUGGUAUCAUGCUUUUUUGUCCUUUUUUAUCUUUCCUGCCAUAGUUGUCUACCUUAAGACAUGUCUCUCAGCGUCGUCUCCCAUGAUGUCUCAGUGUUGCUGUUUCUCCCUCUUAUCGUUGUCUUCUGAACCCCACUGCUGUCCAUCCUGCUGUAACUGGUAACCUCACUCACUGCUACUUAUUCCUGACAUUUUAGUCCUUUGGAUGUCGAACCUCUGUGUUAUCUGUGCCCUGCCCCUUUCUCUCUAUCCCUCCCUCUAUUUCCUUAUCCCUCCCUCUCUUUUUUCUCUCUCUCUCUCUCUCUCUCUCUCUCUGUCUAUUUCUCUUUAUUUAACACUACCACCCAGACUUGAACAGUGGCUCCACGUCUUGGUCUAUCACAGCUGUAUCUGUACAGUAUUCCUACAUCUGUACGUAUAGCAACUGAAGCCAGGGGAGCCGUGCUCGACCAUGUAAAAGGGAGCACGUCAGUAGACAGCCCUCACUGCACCAUGGUGAUACCAGCACGGCAGUUGCCAUGGUGAUAGGCCUUCUGCCAUCACGACCACUUGAGCUCAACUCUCCUCUUAGACAUUUGUGGUAGUCACUCUCACACACAUUUAGGUACACACAGACACACAUACACUCACACAGAAAUUCACAUGUUCCACACCACAGAGAAAUGACCAGGGAAAAGGCUUCUUUUUUUUCCAGGGCACACAGAAACAAAAAAGCAUGUUUACCAUUAUCAAGUGUUACUAGUGUGUAUAUCUAUGAUGCCUAAAAAGUAAUCAAAUGACACUUAAUGGAAAUCAAAUGAGGCAAUGAAGGAAUGUGCAUAAAUAAUAUAAUCUGAAAUGAAA